Molecule: messenger RNA, 1454 nt
Organism: Setaria italica (foxtail millet)
Lineage: Eukaryota; Viridiplantae; Streptophyta; Magnoliopsida; Poales; Poaceae
Product: cytochrome c1-2, heme protein, mitochondrial
Exons: 7
Coding region: 328-1155 (275 amino acids)
Biological process (GO): mitochondrial electron transport, ubiquinol to cytochrome c
Molecular function (GO): electron transfer activity; heme binding
Source: RefSeq, a predicted model, not a curated record
AGUGCAGCUCUCCAUCCAGUUGUCCCCGACGCCUCCCUCGCACGCACGGUCCUCGAAAUGCCACAAAUGCCUCCGCUCGCGCGUGAAUCCUCCCUUCCCGAAUGGCCAAACCCCUGCUACUACCCCUGACCGACGAAUCGAUCCUCUUCCCCUGACGGCAGCCGGGCACUCGCGCCUCCUCCCGCCGCCGCCAGAAUCCUUCUCUCGUUGGUGCGCUCAUCGCCACAUCCGCUCGACUGCUCCACCGGACUGCUGCCGGAGUGGGGGAUCCGCCCGUACUUUGAUUGGUUUCUUCAUUUCUCGUGCCUUCUUCAUCCUGGAUAAAUCAUGAAGUCCAUUGGCUUCAUUGGAUCGAGAGCAUUGUCUAUUCUUGGGGUUGGUGCUUCUGGCCUUUUAAGCUUCGCUACGAUAGCAUCUGCAUCAGAUGAAGCGGAGCAUGGGUUGGAAGCCCCAAACUAUCCCUGGCCACAUGCUGGCAUUCUUAGCUCUUAUGAUCAUGCAUCAAUAAGGCGUGGACAUCAAGUUUAUCAACAAGUAUGUGCCUCCUGUCACUCAAUGUCUUUGAUUUCAUACCGGGAUCUGGUUGGUGUUGCCUAUACGGAAGAGGAAACAAAGGCAAUGGCUGCUGAGAUUGAGGUGGUUGAUGGUCCUAAUGAUGAAGGUGAAAUGUUCACACGCCCAGGUAAGCUGAGUGACCGUUUUCCACAACCAUAUGCAAAUGAGCAAGCAGCUCGAUAUGCAAAUGGUGGGGCAUACCCCCCAGACCUCAGUCUAAUCACAAAGGCCAGACACAAUGGCCAGAACUACGUGUUUGCUCUUCUCACUGGUUAUCGUGAUCCACCUGCUGGUGUUUCGAUUCGUGAAGGCUUGCAUUACAAUCCCUACUUUCCUGGUGGCGCCAUAGCGAUGCCCAAGAUGUUGAUGGAUGGAGCAGUUGAGUAUGAAGACGGAACUCCUGCAACAGAGGCCCAGAUGGGCAAAGAUGUUGUCUCAUUCCUAUCAUGGGCGGCGGAGCCUGAGAUGGAAGAAAGAAAGCUGAUGGGAGUCAAAUGGAUUUUCCUGCUCUCGCUCGCGCUUCUGCAAGCUGCAUACUACCGGCGCAUGAAGUGGUCCAUCUUCAAGUCCCGCAAGCUGGUCCUUGAUGUGGUUAACUGAGGACUGGUGCCUCAUUUCUUCAAGGAUCCAGUCCAUAAUUUGAAGUAUAUGGAAUAACCUGUAUACAUUUCGCAUGCCUGAAAUGUAUAUUUCUUGUUUACCAUUACCCUCAGCUGUGGGGGACUGGGGGUUGCUGUUUUCGGAUUUUGCCCGGAUAAUGCUACCAGCUAGCAUAUAGUAGAAUGUAUGUAUAUAUAGUCGAUACAGCUUUGAAGUCAUGAUAUGUUUGUGCUUUUGAACUCCUGCAAUGUUCAGUGUUUCACUGGGGAAAUAAAUUGUUUACGCUACCUCUUUUGCUA